This is a messenger RNA of Anopheles gambiae (African malaria mosquito), 10646 nucleotides long. RefSeq names its product protein sprouty (gene sty). Gene Ontology annotation, cellular component: cytosol; membrane. The transcript has 2 exons. NCBI's taxonomy places the organism in Eukaryota, Metazoa, Arthropoda, Insecta, Diptera, Culicidae. Gene Ontology annotation, biological process: negative regulation of fibroblast growth factor receptor signaling pathway; negative regulation of MAP kinase activity; negative regulation of Ras protein signal transduction. Bases 991 to 3429 code for a protein of 812 amino acids. The record is from RefSeq and is a predicted model, not a curated record.
AAAUAAAGUAAGUAAGUAAGUAAGUGCUCGCUUUUCGGCCGAUAUCUAUCCAAAGAUAUCCAUUCGAAAGUCGACCAACCGAAUCGAAUCGAUCAGUCAGCAGCACCAGCAACAACAACAACAACAGCAGCAGCAGCAGCCGCAGGUGCAUUUGUGCAGGUGUUCGAAUAGUCUUCGUUCACGACAACGUGUGUUACUGUGGUGACCGUUUUUUUAUAUUCUUCUUUCUGGUGUGCAUUUCUGGUGCAAGUGCUAGUGUUCUGCUACGCAGCUCACGCAUACAGCAGCCAAGUCGAGGUAGUAAAUCCACGUGUGAAUAGUAGGCUGUUCCCAGUGUGGGCAAGUGUAAAAGAAAGCACCAAAAAGUCGAAAAAGCAAAAGGAAAGGUGCGAUUUUCCAGUGUUUAUGUGUCACUCGAGGGGAAGCGCACGAUCGUAUCGCCAAGGCAAAGCAAAAAGCUACAGAACAGAAAAGCGACUUCCAGCAGCGACAGAACGGUGCGGCGUCCGUUAGCGGCUGGCGACGGAUCAAGCCCUAAAACGCCGAAAUACACCGUCUUUAAUUGCUUAUUCAUUAUAAGGCGAUUAACAAAACGAUGACGACGGAUUUUGAUGAUCUUCGGCUGAUGAAGACGAAGCAGAAGCAGACGACAAAACGAAAACUUAUCCGCCACGUGGAGGCGUUUCACAGCGUGCAACAGCAUCGUUCUUUUUGCUAUCAAAGCAGCAUAACGAAGGGAAACGCAUUGAUAAGCAGACGACGAACGAAAGUUUCGACGAGCAGGGCGAGAAGAACAACAUUACGAACGUACGGCGCCAUCCUUGCAGCAUCCCGAUACCGGUGCCAACUACUGGGAGCUAAGCCAUCGUAAAGCAUAGAACGAUCAGCGAUUGCUGAAACGCUUGCUGUGCCUGUCCAAGCAGCGACAAACUCACACACACACACACACGGCAAAAAGAGGAUCGCGACCAAUCGCGGGUUGGUGUCUUCAUGGAUCGGCGUAAUGGCGGCACUAGUUUGGCGCCCCCAAGGCCCCCGAAAUCGUUGCCCCGCGUCCAUCGCCCUCGGGCGCCAGAUCCAAACUCUUCGCCGUCGGCCAUCAUCAGCUCUGCUUCGCCGAACCCGAACCCGACGGCGAUGAUCGGCAGGAUGAUGGUUGGCAACGGGGCAACCGGCAAUGGGGGCAGCAGCCAUCAUCAUCAACAGCAGCAACCCGCCUCGACAGCACCGACACCACCACCGCAACUGUCACCAAAACCGCGACACCUGAUCGGCGGAAGCGGCAGCAUCUUAGGUAGUAGUAAUUUAAGCAACGGCAACGACAACAGCAGCAACCUAGCGUGUAAUAAUAUCAGCAGCAACAGCAACAAUAAUAUAAGUAAUAACAACAACAACAACAACAAUAAUAAUAAUAAUAGUAGUAGUAGUAGUAAUAGUAAUAAUAAUACUAUUUUUAUGAAUAAUAAUCCUCAUAAUCAUACGAGCCCGGGUACGACCGCCGGCAGUAAUUUUAACAGUGCUAGCCUAAUAAGAAGCAACGCUAGCAGUAGUAGAAGUAAUAGUAGCACUAGUAACACUAGUAAUAGUACCAGCAGCAGUAGUACUAGCAGUAGGAGUAAUAGUAAUCUAAAUAAUAAUAAUAGUAGUAGUCAUAGUAGCAGCAGUAGAAGUGGUAGUAGUCAUCCUCCCCCUCAACCAAUUCCUCCCCAUCAUCAUCAUCAUCAUAAUCAUCCGCAUCAGCAGAGCAAUCGAAGCAUCGGCAGCAACUCUUCCACGUUGUCCUCCGUAUCGUCGAGCUCGUCGACGGCGGCACUCCUGAGGCCGCAGAUUGCACCCCUGGUACCACUGCACACACGAUCGACGACACCUCCCCCACCGCCUCUGCCGCCGCACCAGCGACCAACGUCGCCGGCCGGGAGCAUCGGCCACGGAAGCACCUUUGCCCGCCGUCGCCUCAGUCCAGCCACCAGUCCACCGUUGCAUCCGCAUCCGCACCUAACAAGUAUUCCUCCGCUAGGGGCAUCCGAAUCGAUGGCCACCGGUGCCACUACCACCACCGGCACGCCACCGGUACUACUACUCCCCGUCGAUCAACCGAUCGUAGGCGGAGUCGCCUCCAACACUUCCUCCAACCCAACGACCCCGGUGACGCUGGCCGCGCCCAGGCCAGAGAACGAACGACUUGCAAACGAGUACGUCGAUACGCCGUUUGGCCGGGGCAAUGGGGCAGCAGCUGGUGGUGCCAACAUUCCAUCGACGGGAGCCCUGACCGGGCUGGCGCCGGGUGCGCAACAGCUUCGAAACCUGUCACUGCUCUCUGGCGAAGGAGCCGUAGUGACGGUCAUUACGGGACAGCCGCGGCCAACGCACGAUCGGUCACGAUCGCCCAUCACUGGCGUCGGUGGCAACAGUGACUCCAUUAUCCGUGCGAUCAAGAGUACCGAGGGCCGACAAGACGUCACGUCAACGAUCACCGGUAGCGGCCAAUCGUUGACGAAUGCUGGCGGAAUUGCGCGCAAUCCAAGUAUCAUUACCAAACAGCCGACGAAGAAGAAGGAUAGCUCCGACCGGCACGAGCUGCUGGAGCUGGAGCUGCAGCACCACCAUCACCAUCAUCAUCGGCACCAUGGCCGAUCGGCGGUGGCGACGGUGGGUGGUGGCGCGCCCGGUACCCUCGGCACGGUCGGGGCAGCCGGUUCCGACGGUCUGAUAGGCAUUGGGUCGAUCACAUGUCCACGCUGUCGGCGCUGCCGCUGUGAGGAGUGUCAAAAACCGCGACCACUGCCGUCGCACUGGCUCUGCGACAAAAGCUGCCUGUGCAGUGCGGAAACAAUCAUCGACUACGCGUCCUGUCUGUGCUGCGUAAAGGCACUCUACUACCACUGCUCGAAGGAGCACGAGUUCGAGCGGGAAGUGGUAGGUCCCGACGGUACCAUUGAGACGGAGACCGUGUCGUGUGCCGACGAUCCCUGUUCCUGUGUGCCGCACAAGCGUACAACCCGCUGGGGCUGUCUGGGGGCACUCUCGGUGGCAUUGCCCUGUCUCUGGUGCUACUGGCCGAUGCGCGGCUGCGUGGCCAUCUGUGCCCGCUGUUAUGCCAAACAUUCCCGCCACGGUUGCCGCUGCACGCAGCAUCCCGCCGCUCCUUCGGCCAGCUUCCCACCGGGAAGCGCACUGAGCGGAGCCGGCGGCAUCCUCAACGGUUCCAUGUUUGCUAGUGGUGGGGGCAACGGAGGCGGAGUGAGUGUGGGCAGUCUAGAAGAGCACGAAUCAAGGGUGAAGGGCGAUCCGGCCGAUGGUGACUCGCCACUGCAACAUUUGCACCACCAUUUGCGCCACCAUCUGCACCACCAGCAUCACUCGGGUACAUCCACCGACCUAACCACGCCCGAGAAGCGGCUACUCGAUUCCAGCAACGAUACCUACUGACGGUGGUGGGACUGUUGGUCGCGCGGCGAUCAUACCAAGCACUCUGGCAGUGACGAAAUGGACGGUGAUGACGAGUACAGCAGUAACUGUGGGUGCGCUCGGGAUGCGAUCGUCGAUGAUAGCGAUGACGACACCGAUGACGAUUCGUCGAUGAUCAUGAUGAUGUUGCACCUGUAGAAUGAGCAUACAUUCAAACGUUGUCCAUUCAUCCAUUUAUCCUUACCCCGCAACACACCGUCCUCUUUCUGAUUCCCGUUAGUGCUUUGUAGCUACUACUACUUCUACCGUUGGACCCUGUUAUGCAGGAAUGUGCUUCCGUUCCAGGAGGCUACUCUGAAGAUCGUAUGUCAUAUUCAGCGUUCGAGUUUGUGUGUUUUUGUAGCCAACAACAAUCCCUUCCAUCCUCAAACCCUCUCCCUUCUCACGUUCUUAACUCAUUCAUUUUUUGUUUAAACAAAGAUGCAAAAGGAUCAAACUGGAUCAUUCCUUUGCGAGUAGAAUGAUAUGUACGCGUGGUAUUGUAAAUUGGUUUUAAACAACAACAACAACAACAACAACAACAGCAUAUGCGUUAGUUAGUUUCCAUUCAUCAUGUUCGACACCUGGCCAGGAACGAAGGAGCAGGAAGUUGGAGAUCAUCUCAUCUCCACUGGGAUCGUACAUCUCGCUUGGGAUGGCACUUCUGGCAGUCUGGUCCAGCUUGGCUCUAAUGUGUCCCGGGCACAUGUCGUCAAGGCCCUGCGCUUUCCAAAUGGCGUUGAGCCUUUAAUUUGCCUUUCGAGGAAGCGAAAGAAAUGAAGCAUUCAAUCUUCUCCUGCUCCUUUUCCUGCUCCUUUAUGAUGUAUGCGUGCAUGCCUUAGCAUUGAAGAGGAAAAAAAUCCGCACCAAAAGCCAAAUGUUUCAUCAAUGGCUAGCAUAUUGAUUCCAAUCACCAAGGGCAAAGGGACUGCCGGAGAGGGCAACCAGCACACCAUUAUUGUGCCAUGCUCUGGCAACGUGUGGCAAUGCGUUUGAGGAUUCGUUGUUCCAAUACCUGAUCAUCGGACCGGUGUAUCCGACCGAGGCGAAGAGCGCAAAGCAAACUCGACCAAAUUCCGAUCCGACGCGCCCCCGGCGGGAUGUGCGUGUACCAUCUGUUAAACAAAGCGGGAACGAUGCGGGCAUCAAAGCACGAGAACGAUUUCUCUCAUCUGCCCAGUACCGGGAAUAUUCUUUGCAGCAUCUCAUAUUCCUGCCUUCCCGGACACACGUAUACGCGAUGGUGUGUGUGUGUGUGUGUGUGCGUAUGAACUGGUGGAAUAUGUUGUUGCAUUUUUUUGUUCUGUGCCAGACAGAGAAAACCACCAUACCGCACUUUGUGUGCGUGUGCGUGUUGUGUAUGUUUUCGUUCUUUUCCUCCCUUUAAGGAUCUCUGUUUCGAAAUCGAGACUCAUGUUUCCUAGAAACUAAUAUUGUCCCUGUGUUUCUUUACUGUACCCAUCCGAGGCCAAAGGGAAGCGGAUCUCUCAGCGCAACCCAGGCAACCGAACACCAACAACAGCAGGCCCUGUACAGCGUCAGCAAAGAAUGCCAUCAAACAAGUAUCCUUGCCGUACCCUGUGCAUUGUUACAGUGCAUGUACACACGUUUCGUUCCCGCCAAAAUGCAUCGUCAAUAUUAUUAUGAUCUUUUUUUUUGUUAUUGCUAGCCAAACACGCAGCAUUGCCGUGUGUGUGUGCGCGCGCGCGCGCGAUCGUUUCCGCGUGUUUUCCAUCGCGUUCAACCUGUUUUUGUUUGUUCUUUGCGAAAUGGAUCACAUGCUACGCCGUUGUUCUGCUUUCGUGAGGAUCAUCAUCAUGAUCGUCUAGAACGUACGUAAACGUAAGCAAACGAACGGGUGACGGUUUUGCGCCAAACCGCCAACAGGUUCAUCGCUUAAACCUUCCCCCCCUGCCACGUGCGUCAUCGGUAGGAUCGCGACGCGGGACCCGGGAAUAGUGCAAAUCCUCCGGUAUUUUGGGUUUUUGUUUUCUUCGGGUUUCUUCGCGGCCUCAGCACGCCUAGAACGUGAUUACGUCCAUUUUUUAAUAGGAAUUUGACCGAUUUCUCUCUGCCACAAAUCCGGCACCACCAGAGUGCUGCCACCCUAUCCCAGUGCCAAUGCAAUGUGUGGGACGAGUUUCGGCAGUACGUGCGCAAAUGGUGUGUUGUGAAAUGUUGUGCGCCACAGUGUCCGUUUCUAUCUCUGCGCUUCAAGCAAACGUGUGUGUGUGUGAGAGAGAGAGUUUGUGUCGGAAAAUCCACCCGGUCCGGGCGGCAAAGGGCAGAUGAAAAUUUAAAAAUAAAAUUCAUUCAUAAAGUUUCCUGUUUCCCCUCCCUUUUUCUUAGGGUGUGGGGGGACACUCGAUCACAGAUCACCAGUCAGCACACAAACACUGCUAGAGCGCAUUUUUAUUUUACACAGUGUGUAAAUAUACAAAUUUGAUCCUUUGGGUUGUUUUGACGAUGGUGAAUAGAAAUGUGUCCACACCGACGACCGGAUGCCCUCGAUUUGUUAGAUGCCGAUGUACCGUUGCCUAUUGCAUGCAUCGGAUAGCUUUUGUUGGAUAAUCGCCAAAACAAACGAAUUCAUUUGACGGAGCACAUCUACUUCAAGCGCUUAGUGUAUGUAACUCGUUUCCAAAACACCCAUUGCUGCUGUUGGACCUUUUGGACGAACUUUAACUUAUUUCAAUAGCGUUUAAUAACCACGUACAAUUCUCCAUCCAUCAUUCCACGGUUGCACGCACGAUCUAGCUGUAGUAUCCUGUUGCUAUACCAUUCUAACACCCUCUAUUACCACCGUAAUCCCCCAAAUCUAUCCUCCUACUACUUCACACGCACAGCACACAAACUCGAACGCGAUCCGGCUGGAGCAGGGAAGCGAACAAAACAGAACAGAACGAAAAGAAGACAAGCAAAGGUGAAAGGUGAAAAAACAAAACCGAUAAAACAAAGCAAGCGAACUCAAGAUUUCGAGUAGGAUUUAAUUUCCAGUAUUAUCUAGUCGUGCAUUAUAGUGUUGUAAAAAAGGAGAAGGAUAAAAAGUGAAAACGAAGUAAACAAGAGCGCAAGAUUAAAACAAGGAGAUGCGAAGAUGAAUAGUAACGCUAUUAACCUAACUACUAAACACAAGCCAAACACAGGUGUGUUUGUCGAUGAGCGGCCGAUUAUUGGCCCCCCCGAUUGGGGAGAAGAUGCGGGACAGAAGUAUAUGCAAAAAAAAAUUGAUUUGGAAAAUGCGUCAACAACCGGUCAAGAUAAAAUUAUGGGAAAUUACAUACAGCAGUGCAAGAAAAUCGGCCCAAACAAGUGCUGAAAGUAAUGAUGUCGAAUGUCAGAUGUAAGUAAUGAAUUAUGAUGGUAGGAAAGCGAAAUGUGUGCGCGCUUGUCGUGCACGUUUUGCCGUGUUGAUAUGUUUUUCGUUUUUAAUUAUUAUUAUUAUCAUCAUUAUUAUUUUAUUAUUAUUAUUAUUAAUAUUAUUAUUAUUAUAUUAUUACGAUUAUUAUUAUUAUUAUUAUUAUUAUUUUAAUCUCGAAACAGAAGCCAAUCUUCGAUCAUUUAAUGUCAAUAAAUCGUUGAUCCUUAUAUAUAUAUAUAAACACACACACAAACACAUAUAUGUAUGUCAUGCGAACUGGAAACGCUGCGGGUUGCGGCUGUUGUUGGAUAGUUGUUGUUUUAUUUGCUUAUUUGUAACUUCCAAGUGGUAUUUUAUACAGCAAAACCAUACAAAUUGUAACAAAAGCGUAAUGGCUUUUGGGAAAGAACGCGUGUAUAGGUGCGCUUCACACUUUUCCCUUCUCGUGCGCGCGUGCGCGAGUGUAAAGUGUGUGUGGCACGAACAGGAGAGAUAGUACGUGUCUUAUACUAUAUGUUUAUAUACGAUUAAGCAGAGGAAGCAUAUUAAAGUUAUUAUUUCAUAUGCAUAUGUUAAGCAUUUCUGCCUGUCGACCUAUUUGUGCAUGUAGUGAGGAGAGCAUGAAACAAGGAUGUGUAUAUGUAUUUGUAUGUAUCGGCUAAGCUGGAAGGAUCGGGUGUGCCCCAAAAAACCGCACACAAACGCCCUAUGAAAGUAGAAGGAAGGAAGGGGAGAGGAAGUGCGCGCGCGCGCGUGCAGCAGAAAGGAAAUCCCAUGACGCUUUAAAACAUUAAGAGAGGAACGGAUCGAAGGAGCCUUAGCAUAACUUGUAAAAAGCAUUAAACACACCCAUAUAUACACACACACACACACAUACAGACACAAUCCCGCCGCGUAACACGCGCGCAUCCGCGCAAUGCGCCUAAGGUCGGCUAGGGUGAAGCGCUUCGUUGCUCGUUGGAAGGUAAUGAACGCGAUUGUAAUAUAUAAUAAGAACAAUAGCGAGAGAAUGAGAAAAAGAGAAAGAGAGAAUGAGAAAGAGAAAGAGAAAAUAAAUUAUUUAGCUAACAAAUCGAAUCAUAACAAUCGAACAACACAAGAUGCACAAAUUCAUUCCGAGUGUGUACGUACAACGACCGCUCGGUGUUUGCUGUGGAAAGAAAAGAAAUUGCAAACGGUGCGCGGUUGCGGUUUUGUUGGCUGGGUUGGUUGGUCAUUCAUACACCCCACCAUUUCACCGUCGCUUCCUCCUACGUUCCCUUUAUUUCGCCUGAUAACAGCAUUGAUUAUCGUUUAGACCAUCGUUGUGGUUAUGGUUUUGUAUUUUGAUUUCUACCUUCUACCUGUCGAUACCCUUCUCAUCCCGCGGAUCCUACUUGUUCUCGACUGUCCUCCACAUCCUUCCGCUGUUGUAUUGUUUUGUUUUUGGCAGUAGAUGAAAAAAAGAAGACGAAAUUGUGGGCCUUUAUUGAAACGCAUUGUGACGAAGCAAUUAGUAUGAGUGUCGUAACCGAACGUUAGAUAAGAUGAUGAUAAUCUCAAACACUUUGCGAUUGCGAUGCACUAUGGGAGAGGAUGAAGCAGCAGGGCAAUUCGCGACCACCUCAAGAUACCUGAUAGGGAAUUAUUGAACUGAAUAAAUGAAUGAAAGUUACAAAAAAAAACACACACACACACACACACACCCAAUGCUGCUAAACAUUCAAUCGCACAAUUCAGACUGAUUUAAAUGAGGAGAUCGUAUGAUCGUGUGCCGAGAGGAUCAACAUCCUUUUGCAUGAUGGAUACAAGAGAAGAUACGCCAAAUACGUUGUUGAUGAAAGGAAAGGAUGUCGAAAUAGUUGCAAAGGACUGAUACACUGCAUACACUACCAUGUAGGGAGCGAGGCGAAUAAAAUUCGUACAGCAGUGCUACAAGCAAGGCAAAUGCAUUGAAAUGAUGUGAAGCAAAUACAAAGCAAAUAAUGAAUCAGAAGUGAAUUGUGCAAAACAAAACAAAGGUCCCUUUGGUUGGUAGUGUUAAAGUAUAAACUUUCAAAUUGAAAAUAAACGCAACAAAAAGCACACACACACACACACACACACACACACACACACACACACACACACACACACACACACAACUACAUAAAUGGAAUCUAUCAUCAACAUGUAAACUCACUAAGCAACAAAAUGAUCGAUGAAUCAAACUUGGUAACGAAGAAGACUUUUACAAUGAGAAACUAUAUUUAGCAUUGUUCUUAGCAAAAGCGGUGCACAAGGUGUAAACUGUAUAGGGGAAAAGAAUCGAAAUCGAAAAACAAAACAAAAUGUGUGUAUAAAACUAAGCCAACAAAACAGAACAGAUGGGUGGGUAGAUAGGAUAAGGGAAAGGAGAUGGCGUGAACAAGUGAAGCGUAUUGGUUGAAACCAUAUAUUCUAAAAUCGACUAAUUGGACAAAAUAAAAAACAAAAGAGAAUAGAAAACUAAACUAAAAAAAAAACACGCACACACAAAAACACACCGCAACUAAAUACCAAACCCAAUGGAAAAUCGUGUGCUGUAUUUGCAAUGUAUUAACUUUUUUUUAUGUUGUUACUGAGCAAAAGCGCGGAAAACCAAAACAAAACCACUUACCACUUACCUGUGUAACUGUGUAAUUUUGCCUAAAAUGCAAUUGUAAUACUUACAUACCUGAGCUAUAGUGGAGUGGGUGUGUGUGUGUGUAUGUUGAAGUGGUAUAACAAAACCGAUUUUCAUGUUAUAGCGACUGGAGUGAGGUGAUUUCGAACGGCCGAUAGCUUAUUUUCGUUAGUCAUUUGUGGGUGUGCAGGAUGUGAGUAGCAGAGAGUAUAUAAAACCCCAUUUUGUGGCGAGCCUAAAUGUAAUAAUGUUUUCAUCCAUCAGACAACACCAAUGAACUAAGAUAUUUACUAUAUAUUGCUACUAUUUACGAUGCAUGCGCACUGUUAUGAUGAUGAUACAAUUAGAGAGAAAGAGAGAUGGCGAGAUAUUAUACUAUCACAUACCGCAUACAGGCUCUGUAUUAACUGUGUGUAAUAAGUGCUGUCUGAGUAAAUGGUGCGAACAAGCAGCAGAUCCGAUCACACAAAGAACCAUAAAGCACACAACACACGCGUGAGGAGCAAACCAGGAUCCGGCCAAACGGAGAAACCGAAGUUAUACCGACUAAAGAAUGAUUGUCUAGCUAUCACAAGCUAUCUGGCCAAACGGGGUGUGUUGUUCUCAAUGUUCCAAUGAAAGCAGAUACAAUUUUAAAUAGUAUUUAAACAUAAAUGUCCGCCAUCUACCAGCCGGUAGUCGUUUAUUUCUCUGUUGCCAAAAUUGUCCGAUAGGAACGAAACAACCCAAUAGCAAACAAACCAUUAGAACCAUUGUACUAAAACAACAGAAUAUACGUGUGUGUGUCAUGUGUAUUAGCCGUUUCCUCACAGCUUAAAAAAAGAAAACAACCAAACAGUAAACACAUUUUUUCAUUGAUAAAUGAUGCUCUUGAAGGAGAAACAGAAUAACCGACCCAAUUUCCCCGCUCCCCAUCCCUCCACUGUGGCAAUCCGGGUGGAACGGGUAAACUAAUCACCACUUGCACACCAAUUUACGUUUAAGUAUCGCUUCGCCAUGCACUGAACGCGAACGUAAGCCGCUUGAUUUCACUGCAAACUGCGCGAUCGCGUAUGAGGAUCAGUUUUGCUACUCGGUAAUAACAUCCAUUUAAAGCUUUUUGUACAUGUCUGUAUAUAUGUAUUGUAUUAUUUCUAUGGUUUAUGAAAUAGAAACACAACACUGUAAUUAUUAUCUAUAUACUGUUUAUAAUAAUAACAUAAAGACCAAUUUAAA